This is a messenger RNA of Poecilia latipinna (sailfin molly), 1597 nucleotides long. Its product is annotated as E3 ubiquitin-protein ligase rnf146. Gene Ontology annotation, molecular function: ubiquitin protein ligase activity; poly-ADP-D-ribose binding; zinc ion binding. Lineage: Eukaryota; Metazoa; Chordata; Actinopteri; Cyprinodontiformes; Poeciliidae. Bases 287 to 1372 code for a protein of 361 amino acids. Gene Ontology annotation, biological process: Wnt signaling pathway; ubiquitin-dependent protein catabolic process. Gene Ontology annotation, cellular component: cytoplasm; nucleus. The transcript is spliced from 3 exons. The record is from RefSeq and is a predicted model, not a curated record.
GUGUGUCAAUGUCUGUGCGUUAGCGCCCCCUCUGGUCACUAAAGACAGCUCAGGACUUGGGAGGGCCGCCGCCACACCUCAAGCUCUAUCAGUGCUAAAACACUGUAUUUGGUUGUCUCAUCUUUAUACGCAGUGAAAAAUGACUGGGGGUUUAUAAAUAUCUCCAUCUGGACAUCAAGUGCAGACGUUGUAGGAGUCUCCUGUUUUCAGGGCGAGGAGGAGGACAGGGCAUAGCAACAAGAGACCCCAGCUACAAGAGACGCAUAGCAAGUAUUUACCAAACUACAUGGCCGGGUGUGGAGAAGUGAACCUGUCUGUGAACACCCCAGCUCCCUCCAAGCUUAAAGAAGAUACAGAAGACGACUCUUGCAGCUCCACCACCACCACCGCAGCUGCUGCUGUACCACCAGAGUGCGCCAUCUGCCUGCAGAGCUGCGUCCACCCUGUCCGUCUCCCCUGCUGCCAUGUCUUCUGCUUCCUGUGCGUGAAAGGUGCCUCCUGGCACAGCAAGCGCUGUGCUCUCUGCCGGCAGGAAAUCCCAGAGGACUUCCUGGAGCGCCCGGUCCUGCUUUCCCUCGAGGAACUGAAAGCCGCGGCCGCUGGUCUGAACCGCGGCGGGAGCGAGUCGCGCGGAGACUACACGUGGUACUACGAGGGGCGCAACGGCUGGUGGCAGUAUGACGAGCGCACCAGCCGAGAGCUGGAGGAGGCCUUCGUGAAGGGGAGGAAGAGCACCGAGAUGCUGAUCGCAGGGUUCCUUUACGUGGCGGACCUGGAGAAUAUGGUGCAGUAUCGGCGGAACGAGCACGGCCGCCGGCGCAAGAUGAAGAGGGACGUAGUUGAUAUCCCUAAGAAGGGCGUGGCAGGACUGAGGCUGGACUCCGAGCCCGUCUCCGUCCCCGCUUUACCAGCGGCGGUCUCUGCUGCAGCAGAGCGCGUGAGCUCAGCUGAUGGCUCUGACUCCACAGGUCAGCCCCAGCCUUCAUCCUUUGGGAUUUUGGUUCCCCUUCCUCCUAUCAGACCUCAAACGCUCCUCGGACGUCAUCUCGGCAGCCCUCUGUCUCCGUCUCCGUCGCCUCUGGAACAGUCUUUCUCUCAGCUGCUAAUCAGCCAGCCAGAGGGCGAAGAGCUGGAAGGAGACGGCGAGCUGCAGACGUACGAGUCUGCGUCGGGGAGCAGUGAGAGUGAAGAGGAGGAGGAAGACGGCGAGAGGAGAGGAGAGUCUGAGGAGCGACGAAGACGCACACGGAGGCCGCUAAGGGAGAACCAGCCAACCAGAGUUCCUCCAAGAGGCAUGCCGUCCAGCUCCGGCUCCGGCCUCACCCUCCGCUCGCGCAGUCCUGAUGGACAGUGCACCGUCACAGAAGUAUAGCCCGCCGGAGGGGUCUUCACUUCAUAAGACUCGAAUCAGCUCAGCAAAAAAUAAUGUCUGAAGACGCAAUUCAUCUCAAAGGUCCGAUUAAAAGGAGAAACACCGCUGCUUUAUUGUGAUAAUGUGCCAAAUGUGAUUUUUGUGUCUGCCUAUUUUUUACGUUAAAAUAAUUAUAGCCUGUCUGCUGAAGCUUUACAACAAUAAAAAUAAUUUGCAGCAGGUCGA